Molecule: messenger RNA, 1436 nt
Organism: Cylicocyclus nassatus
Lineage: Eukaryota; Metazoa; Nematoda; Chromadorea; Rhabditida; Strongylidae
Source: the annotation of a GenBank genome assembly
AUGAAAACUGUCCCCUGGGCAAUGGUCUCCCGAUCAUGUCUGGUGAUGACCACGCAUCUUGUGCUGUAUAAAGUGCCUUAUGAACGUUGUGGGAUCCACCUUGUUAACAUUUUCCAAGCAGUCUCGUACUGUUUGGGGCGAAGCUCCUUAACUAUGGAACUCAUAUUCGGUACGAGCGUUCAGAAUUCUGCCCAACAGAACGUAUCAGAUCCCGAAUCGCCUUCUCGGGUAAUCGGCAGUGACAAGAUGGGCUCCGAGUUCGAGAGUGUGGAAAGCACUCUGAAAGCACACAUUACCGGAAGAGAAUAUGAAGAGGUUCGAAGAAUACUUUAUGGAAGGGCUCAUCCAGAACUGCCACUCCCAGAUCAAGCACUGCAAAUAGCUGCAAAGAAUAAUUUUGAAAUGCAGGGCUAUAUUAUUACUGCAAAGGAAGAGCAGCUGAGAGUUCCAAGAAAGGUUCGCGUCGCAUGUAUCCAAAAUUCUAUCGCACUUCCAACAACUGCUCCGAUAGAAGACCAAAGAAAGGGAAUCCAUGCGAAAGUUUCCACGAUGAUUGAAGCAGCCGCUGCAGCAGGAACGAACAUUUUGUGUUUGCAAGAAACAUUCAUGAUGCCAUUCGCCUUCUGUACUCGUGAACGAUUGCCGUGGACCGAGUUUGCCGAAUCGGUAGAGAAUGGACCCACAACGAAGUUGAUGAGCGAGCUAGCAGCCAAGUACAACAUGGUUAUCGUUUCUCCGAUUCUCGAGAGAGAUGAGGAGAAAGACGAUGUGAUUUGGAACGCAGCCAUCGUCAUCUCCAAUACCGGAAAAGUUAUUGGCAAAAGUCGAAAGAACCACAUUCCUAGAGUCGGAGACUUUAAUGAGUCAAACUACUACAUGGAAUCGACGCUAGGCCACCCCGUAUUCCAAACUGCUUUUGGAAAAAUUGCAAUCAAUAUUUGUUACGGGCGUCACCACCCACAAAAUUGGAUGAUGUUUGCACUCAAUGGUGCAGAGAUCAUUUUCAAUCCGUCCGCUACAACAGGAGAUCUAAGCGAGCCUCUGUGGGGCAUUGAAGCUCGUAACGCUGCGAUCGCCAAUCACUGCUACACCGUCGCCAUCAAUCGCGUAGGAACCGAAAUAUUCCCGCAUGAGUUCACCUCUGGCAAUGGGCUACCAGCACACAAAGACUUCGGUCACUUCUUUGGAAGUAGUUACAUCGCCGCCCCCGAUGGCAGUAGAACCCCGGCUCUCUCGAGAACCAAAGAUGGCGUUCUCGUCACCGAACUAGAUUUGAACCUAUGCCGCCAAACAAAGGACAGUUGGUGCUUCAGAAUGACGCAGAGACUGGACAUGUAUGCGAAGCUACUGGAGAAGGCCGCUCGACCUGACUACAAGCCAGACAUCAGAAAAGAGACUUAGAUCAAAAUUAUUUGUGAAUAAACCUAUCUUGAGAG